Dendroctonus ponderosae (mountain pine beetle) is the source of this 2391-nucleotide messenger RNA. RefSeq names its product serine/threonine-protein kinase greatwall (gene gwl). Gene Ontology annotation, cellular component: nucleus. Gene Ontology annotation, molecular function: ATP binding; protein serine/threonine kinase activity. The record is from RefSeq and is a predicted model, not a curated record. Gene Ontology annotation, biological process: intracellular signal transduction; peptidyl-serine phosphorylation. The transcript has a single exon. Bases 338 to 2098 code for a protein of 586 amino acids. NCBI's taxonomy places the organism in Eukaryota, Metazoa, Arthropoda, Insecta, Coleoptera, Curculionidae.
GAACUUAUGAAAUUAGUAAUUAGUGCAUAACUUUUACUUCAUUACUCGUACAAUUUAUCGUACUUGUUUGGUCAAACGCUUAACUAUCGGGCGUUUUAUGGUAAAUAUCUUGAUUUAACCCAACAUUUGCUCAUAAAUAAUAAAUGUUAUUGUCAAUCUGACAACUGUCGAAAAACUAACCUCUGCGUAUGCGCUGUCUUAAGUUUAAAUACAUUACAGAGCUUUGAGACAAACCGUUUUUGUUUGCUAAUAUUACAAAUUAAUGCCGCCGAAAUUAUGGUAAAGUGUUUGAAGAUGGUGUAAAACUAUUCUGUUUUUAAACGAAAACAGAUUUACAAUGACUGAGGACACCAAGAAGUGUGAUAUCUUGAAUGUUUCGUGCAAACCUCCUGAAAUUCACGACUUUUGUAUUAUCAAACCCAUAAGUCGUGGGGCGUUUGGAAAAGUGUUUUUGGGUGCAAAAAAAACUAACAUGGACGUCAUGUAUGCUAUUAAAGUGAUGAAGAAGACGGAAAUGGUUAACAAGAACAUGGUGUUUCAAGUAGUCAAUGAAAGAAACGCUUUAGCCCUGACUAAGAGUCCUUUCUGUGUGCAGCUGUUCUAUUCUCUUCAAACGUCCACGUCGAUUUACCUAGUGAUGGAAUAUAUGGUCGGAGGCGACUUGAAAUCCUUGUUAAGCGUGUAUGGAUUUUUUGAUGAAGCGAUGGCUACAUUUUACAUUGCAGAAGUUACUUUAGCAUUACAAUAUCUUCAUAGGCACAACAUAAUUCACAGAGACAUUAAGCCUGACAACAUGCUUUUAUCUAAGAGUGGUCAUGUGAAAUUGACCGAUUUCGGUCUAUCGAAAGUGCAUAUUCAUCGUGACUUGGAGAUCACCGAUUUUGAGAAUUGUACCCCAAAUUUGUGCGCCAGAACUCCUGGCCAAUUGCUAAGUUUGACGUCGCAUCUAAGCUUUGGAUCAGGGAACUCUAAGCAUGUUGGUGACCCUCAUAAUAACAGUUCAUUUUUAUCAGAAGAAUUAUCAGUGUCGAAAGACAGUUCAACUAUUGGAAAAACUAGUGCAUAUUUAGAAAAAUCCGCAGACAUUCAAGUCAGGAAACAUACAGGAGUAUCGGGUGUUCAUUUUUUGUCAGCUGAUAAUCAUACACCACAAACCUCAACAGAUUGCUCAACGAGUUCAACAUAUUUUACAUGCAGUUCCAAUACACAGACAUCUUCACUGAAGACGGAUGAUAGUUGCCAAGCUAGUGACGUGAUUGAUAACAGCACAUCACCCUUGAGUCGUAGAAUUCCCAGCAGAUUAGGACUCUAUUACAAGGAGAGGGAGGCAGAAAGGAAAAGGAAAUACCGCAGCCCCAGCCCGAAUCGCUCCAGAAAGACUUACCUUAGAACGGGACUAACUGGUGAAAUGGAAAUUUUAAGACUUGAUGCAGCAUCGCUUCCGAACGGUGUUACAUUUUCAACUCCCGUAUCUAUCGAAAAGUCUCGAAAAGUCAAAUCUACGCGAUUUGAAAUACCACCAUUGUCCCCAUCAGAAAAAUCCACCAAGGAAGAUGAUUCGAGUCAAGUAAGUCCUAUAGCAGCUAAUGCAACAACACCCAAAACUCCUAUGACACCAUAUCGUACUCCUAAAUCGGUAAAGAGAGGCCAAUGGAGCUCGGAUCAGCGAAUUUUAGGUACCCCCGAUUACCUUGCACCAGAAUUAUUGUUGCAAAAUGGCCACAAUGAGGCUGUGGACUGGUGGGCGUUGGGUGUAUGUUUUUAUGAAUUUGCUACAGGAAUUCCGCCUUUUAACGACAACACCCCACAACAAGUGUUCAAAAACAUUUUGGAACAUAACAUUGAUUGGCCGACUAAUGAGGAAGCUCUAUCUGGCUGUGUGGUAGAAGCUAUCGAGAGCUUGCUAGUGCACGAUCCUGCACAUCGCGCUACCGAUGUUGAAUUGAUCGUUAUGGAGGCAUUCAAAAACAUUGACUGGACUAAUUUGCUCAAUCAAACGCCGCCCUUUGUACCAGAUCCAUGCGAUAUUACUGACACAGCAUAUUUUCAAGCUCGGAACGAGCUGCUUAAUUUUAAUUUGUCUAAUUUUGAUUUGUAACAUCCCAAGCAUUUUUAUUAUGUAAGUUCAAAAAAUUGAUAUAACUGUUAGCUAUAUGUACUACCAAGUGAUUGCAAAAUUUUCAGAUAGUUACAUAUGUUUUGUUUUUGUUCAACUUUUGUGUAAGAGCCAAAAUACUUAUCUGCUGAUGAAAAUCUAGUGGUUUUACUAAUUAUUUAAUUGACAUUAAUAAUGGUUUUAAUGAUGAGUUUGGUCGCCUUAUUCCAGGAUUUUACUCGUAAAUCAUGUGGCUUUAAAUAUGUUAGUUUGAAUAUAGACUGCAACUGAAUGAA